Messenger RNA from Enhydra lutris kenyoni (northern sea otter), 6213 nucleotides. It is a transcript of the gene SLC35B4, whose product is annotated as solute carrier family 35 member B4. Lineage: Eukaryota; Metazoa; Chordata; Mammalia; Carnivora; Mustelidae. Bases 193 to 1185 code for a protein of 330 amino acids. Gene Ontology annotation, cellular component: Golgi membrane; endoplasmic reticulum membrane. Gene Ontology annotation, biological process: transmembrane transport. The transcript has 10 exons. The record is from RefSeq and is a predicted model, not a curated record. Gene Ontology annotation, molecular function: UDP-N-acetylglucosamine transmembrane transporter activity; UDP-xylose transmembrane transporter activity.
GAUCCUCGGCCGGCUGCGUUGGUGGAGGCCGCGGGGGAAGGGGAGCCGGCGGCAGUGCCGCCGAAGGAGAGCAGCACUGCGGCACGGUGGGGAUGAUCUGUGCCGCGGCGGACGCAGCGGCCCGGCUUCUUGGGGAGGCGGUAUAAGCGGGCGCCGCGCCUCCGCGCUCGCCCUCAGUUCCGCGCUCCGGCCAUGCGCCCGGCCUUCGCGGUGGGCCUGGUGUUCGCAGGCUGCUGCAGUAAUGUGAUCUUCCUAGAGCUCCUGGCCCGGAAGCAUCCAGGAUGCGGGAACAUUGUGACAUUUGCACAAUUUUUAUUUAUUGCUGUGGAAGGCUUCCUCUUUGAAGCUGAUUUGGGAAGGAAGCGGCCAGCUAUCCCAAUAAGGUACUAUGCUGUGAUGGUGACCAUGUUCUUCACGGUCAGCGUGGUGAACAACUAUGCCUUGAAUCUCAACAUCGCCAUGCCCCUGCAUAUGAUAUUUAGAUCUGGUUCUCUCAUUGCCAACAUGAUCCUAGGAAUUAUCAUUUUGAAGAAAAGAUACAGCAUUUUCAAAUAUACCUCCAUUGCCCUGGUGUCUGUGGGGAUAUUUAUCUGCACUUUCAUGUCCGCAAAGCAGGUGACUUCCCAGUCCAGCUCGAGUGAGAACGAUGGAUUCCAGGCAUUUUUAAGGUGGCUGCUAGGGAUUGGGGCACUGACGUUUGCACUUCUGAUGUCAGCACGGAUGGGUAUUUUCCAGGAGACCCUAUACAAACAAUUUGGGAAACAUUCCAAGGAGGCUUUGUUUUAUAAUCAUGCCCUUCCACUUCCUGGCUUCAUUUUCCUGGCUUCCGACAUUUAUGACCAUGCAGUUCUGUUCAAUAAGUCUGAAUUGUAUCAAGUUCCGGUCAUUGGUGUGACAGUGCCCAUCAUGUGGUUCUACCUCCUCAUGAAUGUCAUCACUCAGUACGUGUGCAUCCGGGGCGUCUUCAUUCUCACCACGGAGUGCGCCUCCCUCACCGUCACCCUUGUCGUGACCCUACGCAAGUUCGUCAGCCUCAUCUUUUCCAUCUUGUACUUCCAGAACCCUUUCACUCUGUGGCACUGGCUGGGUACCUCGUUUGUCUUCAUUGGCACCCUAAUGUACACAGAAGUGUGGAACAACCUAGGGACCACAAAAAGCCAGCUUCAGAAGGACAAGAAGAACUGAGGCCUGCCCGGAGCAGAGACCAGGGUCGUGAUGUGCUAGGGUCUGGUGAAGGGCUGGCCACCCUUCCACGUUCGUCAGCGCUGAAGUGUUGAACCAACCAUGUACCAGAGAAUCCUCAGAAGGAGGGACGUCUCAGAUUUCUUAAGGCUGUACAGACAGUGUCUGUGGACUCCAAAUGGAAACCCCUCAACCAUGAAGUAGAAACAAGAACAGUUCUCUGCUCUUGAACAGCCAGCGCGUUUGUUACUUGUUUACCAAAAUAUUUAGUACUGUUACUUGUUUAUUGAGUUCCGAGUCCCCACAGCUAGUAGUUUUAUAUCCGUGUUCAGUGGUGGUCUCUUGUUGCCAUUCUGAUGAUUCUCUGCCACACAGUCAUUAUCAUCCUGUGGCCUCGUCCUUUUUUUCUGUCACCUUUCCCCUCCCCGCCCCAACCCCUGCAGCCCUGUCGGCGAGUCAGAUGCAUCAUCAUCAGGAAACAACUGAGCUGAGACACCGGUGACACUGGGACUGGAAAAGAAGCAGUUGUCCCUGUGAGCCGAGCCCUUGUCACACUGGAGCAGGGCUGGUGGGAAUCCUUUCCCACAUCUUGCCUUUUUUUUUUUUUUUCCUUUUUUCCUAUGCAAAAGUCUGUUGCUUUCUCUGCCUAGAACAGACCUUCAGCGUCUCUCUGAGGCACAGUUAAUAAGAAAGGUUGUGUAUGACUUGGGAGAGACGUUUCCUGGCAUGAAGCCCUGUGGCUCUGAGUGGAGAUGGUGCUGGGAGUGGCUGGUCCUCGGUGGCCCCCAGAGGGCCACAGCUCCGGGCUGGUGCCAGCGGGUGCCUUUCCUGCUGGGAAGGCUGCUUAAAACCAGAGAGAUUGAGUUCUGCCUGUCAGGCUGACAGAGUCAUGGUCAGUCAGGCUAAGGAGGAGACUAGUACAUGGGGGGUGUGGUGUAUAAAUCAGGUCCAGUCACAACGAAAAUGAAGGUUUUUUUUCCCCCCUUCUUUCCUAUGAAGUAUCUUAGUGUUCUUGAUGAGUGUUCACAGGUGGUUGGGAGGUAAUGUGUUUUGCUCUGUGUGGAAAUAUGAUGCCCCUUUUGGCUAAUCAUUUCGGAGGUGUGGUCUUUCCUUGCUGGGGUAAUUUUGAGAACAAGGAACACUAUCAGUAUAGUGUGUGUAGGGGUGUGUGUGUGUGUGUGUGUGUGUGUGUGUGUGUGUGUGUGUGUGUAGUUUCUGCGAUAAUAUUGGAGGAGAAAAGAACAUGAAAGUCUGUUCUUUUAUUGCCUCAUUUUUCACUCAGCACCCCCCGCCCCAUCAUUAACCUCACAGGAGUACCUGCCGCUUUUGGGCACGGACUGUCUUAAAUUGCGGUGUGGUUCUGCAGAUCUGCUUGGCUCACCUGUGGUGUGGCAGGGGUCCGCCGCCGCCUGCCUACAGCUGGUCUCUGAUGGGGUCUGAGAUAAGUCCCAGAGCCUUUGGGUCGCUCUGGGGGAGUAACUUAAGCCACCUCAUUGUCCUCUGCAUGUUAAUCACGGGUUUUCAGACUCAUUUGUUGCUCUAGAUGUGGACAGCUUUCCAGUGCUGAUCACUGGUCUGCCCCAAAAGAUGCUGAAUUUGGCGUGAACCCAUUCAUGGAAUCAAAAGGCAUUUUCUUUGAAAUAUGUAGAGUUCUUCAGACUGAUGGUGCUAUAAGUAGCAUGUGUUAAAUAUCCUCUUAAAAACAAAAGCUAUUUUUUUUUUAAAUCACUUAAUAGAAGAACGUGUCCCUAGGGGCUGUUGGAUUGCUGUGUAUCUGGAGUCUUAACAGGCUGUCCUAACUCAGUGUCAUCCUUUUUAUGUUGAUGAAAAUUUUUAGUAAUUGAAAUGUGUCGGUGCACACAGACAGCAUUUAACUGAGUCUAUUAGAUUUUAGAUUCUGGCUUUAGAAAGUACACGUUCCUCAGUCUGAACACCUCUGCUGGUUUUAUUAACAAGAGGUUACAUAUGGACAGAUUAUGCACUUAAGCAAAAAAUGAACGUGUGUAAGAACAGAAUGUCUGAAAUGCUCUGUGAGUUGAUUUUCGCUCUAGUGGCCAGAUGUAAGAAAAUAUGUCUAAUGGACACUAGAACUUUCAUUAACAACUUGUUUUUGGACCAUUUAUUUCCAGAGGAUAACUGCUUUUUCAAUCCAGGUUGAAACUAAUUUCAGCUUUUAUGAAAUAGGCAAAUAAACCAUUUUGUAAAGGACCAGACCCAUGCGACAGAAGGAGAAAUGUCUAUUAAAAUGCUUUUCCUCUUUCUCGGUCAAAACUAUGUAACUGUGUACCUCAGAGAUAGAGUUUGUUUACAAAAGAGAUUGGUGUUUAAGAUAGCCAAAACUCUACCCUUAGAGCAAAGAUCAGAUAGCAGAUGGCACUAGCCAGAAAGUAUACUGUGUGUGUGUGUGUACAUGCGUACACAUGCCUGUGUACCCACUUAACAGCUGGACCAGUGCCAUAGAUAAAUAGGAGAAAGUGGUGGAUAUUUUAGUUCUAUUGAUGUAAUACCUACAUAGCCUUUACCACAAUUCUGUCCUCUCAUUAUAAAUGCUUUUUCAUUUUUUGACUUUUUUCUUGAUCUUUUAAUUUUCCUUUCCAUCUAAAACAAUCAUUAAUGUACUUGGUAACUGUCUAUCAAGUUUUAAAGUAUUUAGACACAAUCUGUUCUUCUGGGAAGAUUACCUGACAUUUUUAAAGCUUUCUAAUAACUUGAGGUCACUUCUCGAGCACCCGUCCCCCCUUCUGCCUUAUUUUGUUUCCCUCCUGAGCCCCACCUCCAGUGUCCUCACCGCACUUUCUGUUCACUUGUGUACUUCUCCACUGAAGAUUUGUAUAGUUUCCCACACCUGUAAUCUUGUAUCUGUUUAUGCCUCUAUUCUCUGGGGCCUCUCAGAUGUUUUUGUGGGUUUUUACAAGGUAUUUAUAUCUGUGUAGCACGUAUUUUGUUAGACAUUGUUGUAAGUAUUGAUACUUGGCAUGUUAAGAUCUGGCCCAUAAGUAUGAACAUGAGGGUGAAUGUAAAAUGUUUAUAUAUUUUAUUACCUGAAACUGGGGCUGAAAAUCUUAACCACCCUGUCCUGCAGUAGUUGGAAAAUAAUGUUCUUAUUUCCUCCUUCCAUCCCAUCUUGAGCUCAGUUUACUCAGCACUGCCAGAUGCCUAGGGAGAGGGAAGGUGGAAAACCCCAGGAAUUAAUCCAAGCCAGUGAAUUAGCUGUUAGGCUGGAGGACCAAUUGGCGGGUCAGAGUGAAGGGGAGGAAGAAAUUUUCCUGUCCAAGGUUCUUCCAGCUGGAUUAGGAGUUAAAUUUCCAUGAGACAGAUUAACAGGAGAAAAAAUCAGUUUUAUUUUGUGCACCCGGAGUCCCGAUAAUGAAACCGAAACCUAAACAAAAGACCAAAGCAGGCAUUUUUUAAAAUACACAUUUUAGACUGUAAACCUGUCAGGAAUUGACAGAAAAUGGAUGUUUGGGAGCUUUAUUAAGGAAUUUGGGCUUUGGUAGUAGAUUAGUAAAAAUAUAACCAGGUUUAUUUCUACAGCUUCCUUGGCUUUAAAUAAAGGUGGUGUUUUGUUUUGUUUUUUCCCCCUGUUUUCUUAGUGUGGGGAGGGUACCUUUCACAGAGGAGUGUCUGAGUGUCCUUGUACCUGUUGUUUCCCACAUGGUUUCAAUUCAAAAUCCUGAGUAUGCCAUCGUGGUGCACUAUGGAUGGCCUGCCCGGGGCCCCUGCAGUCCCCUCCUCUGAAACUUCCGUGGAAGUCUCACACAUUAAAAGUUGACAGAUUGUUCCAUGUCAGUGAACCAGUCUGGGUUCUGACGGGAGGUAGUUAAACUCAUUUUAGGAGGCGGUGAUGUAUUCUCAGUCCAAUGGUUCAAAUCAGGAAUGAAUGAGCCAUUUCUGUGGAAACAAAAGCCGUGGUUCAUGACUGGAUCAAAUUAGAAACCAGUUUCAGAGUGUAGCCAGUCAAGUGGAUUUCUAGAUGACAGGCAGUGGCAGUCUGAUGUAUUUUCUGGGUUUGUAAAUUGAGUUUUAUGGCGAUCUUUUUGAGUAGCCCAUCGAGCAGUGGGCAUGGAGAUCGUCUACAUAUGAGCUGUUGUGAUUUCUCUGACGUUUAAGUUGUUUAUGUGCAGUUUGCAGGGCUUCAGGAGAAAGGACAGUUUUUGGUUAUCAAGUUCUUCCAAGUAAAAAGGAUGGGGAAAAAAAACCCAAAAAUGUUAGUUGGGGGAGCUGUAGCCAGGCCCUGGAGAAAACCAGAAGAAAUCAGGAUCUUGUCCAGUUUAUAAUGAACCGUAUUUGGAAAUAGUAUUCACAAAGGUAUGUUAUUGAAACAGUUUUUCUCUUUAUAAUCACACUCAUUUUUACCAAAUAUAGCCCAGUUGAGACUAAUUGGUUUGCGAAAGAAGCCUAGUUUUUUAAAACUUGGUUUAAGUGCAGCAAGAAUUGUGAUUGAGCUCAUAGGCUCUUUUUAUAAGGCCUCUCCAGACUGACCUUGACAGUCUUUCAACGUUGGCAGCCGAGUCAGAUACUUGCCACAGACUUCAACUGUAGCACCUAGAGAUUUGGAUUCAUUCUUUCUCAAGGUCCCAAAAGUAUCCCAAGUUUCUUGCAUCUGCCAGGAAGUGACCUUCCCUCUUCACAUGGUAAGUUUGCUGGGAACUCUGUCAGCAGGAUAUUAGGCUAUUUUUUCAGAGGGCUUCCUUGGUUCCAUAUAGUCAACCUUAGUUCCUUAAGCGCUCUGGUAAUACCUGAGUUUAUGCAGGUCUCCCUCAACUAGGCAUUCCAGUCAAAACCCCAGUAAUAUAACCAGUGUUUCCAGUUGUGUUCCGUUACUCUUAUUGAAGUUACACAAGUGAAUAUAUUAUGAAAAUAUAAAAAUACUGGGAGUUUCUGAGUUCUGAAGGGAUCAGGUAGAAGAUAAAUGUUUUAUUCACCGAGGUAUAUUUUAUCAAAUUGCUGUAAGUUACAAUUACCUUAAUUUCUUUAAAUCUGGAAAAACAAUGUUUCAACAAAAGAAAGUCAUAAAAAUUAUAAUCAUCC